Molecule: messenger RNA, 1015 nt
Organism: Paramecium pentaurelia
Lineage: Eukaryota; Ciliophora; Oligohymenophorea; Peniculida; Parameciidae
Source: the annotation of a GenBank genome assembly
UAUGUCAAUAACUGUUUCAACAUGUUAACAAAUAUGUGGUUCCCCUUUGAAUAAUAGUACUGCUAAGAACUUGUGGACUUUUUCUAAAUCUGAUAGAUUUGGAAAUUUAGCUAAUCCAGUUAAGUAUAAAUGAUUUAUCUAAUCAUUAUAGCUGCGGUAAAGCAUUUUACGACUUGCCUAGUCAAAUAGAAAAGAGGGCUGCUGGAAUUGGAAAAGGAACGAAGUAAAUCUAACUAUUUAAUUUAAGAACUGAUUUUACAAAAGUGCCAUUUGCAACUCCUUCACCAUAAUAAUAUAACUUAGGUAGCGAUGUCGAAACAAAUCUUAAGAAAUAAAAAGGCAACAAGUUUGGAAUGAGUAGAGAAAAAAUGGCUAGCACUGGCAUCCUUGGAAACUUAAAUUUAAAAACUCCAGGUAAAAUAAAUUAACCAAUCUUACAGCUCCUGGAACAUAUGAUUUAGGAUCUACUUUAAGUGAUAUUCGAUAUACAAUGAGACAGAGACCAAAAACAAACUUUAUGGUAUUGACAAGCAAAGAAAUACCUGGACCUGGAACUUAUGAAUCUUUACCUGCAGUAAAUGCUGUAGGUAAAUACCCUAUAUCAAAAUAUAAUAAUUCAUGUGCAACUUUAUUCAAUCCUAAAAACUCUAAACGCUUUGUUAAAGAUUUUUGUAAAAUUGUAAUACCAUAUUUUAAGCUACUAAUCUUUAUGCUCCUGGACCAGGUACUUAUCCAAUAGAUAAAACAGGGAUUUAAAAAGUAAUUAUAAUCAUAAUGAUAGGAUGGUAAUUACUUCAUUUCUAAAUUCCAUUCAUCUAAUGUAAGAAGUUUUCCAAAAGAAUCUAGAAGAACAGGAUCUGUUGGUAAAGGUAAAGAAAUAAAAUUUAUAAUUCAAAGCUGGCACACCAGCUCCUGGUAGCUAUAGAUUACCUUCCGAAUUCGGUUACUACGAAUCCAGACACAAAGCUAAUAGGAGUGCUGGAGAUAUGGGAGAAAAUAAAGCUUAAUAAUGAUU